UGCCGGACCAACAGCCAGAUGACCCAGAGCCUACAGGACACAAAGACAGAGGCCUUUGUGGCAUUAUCUGCAGGUGAAAUGAAACCUCCCUGCAAACUGAUCGACAGAACACACCAUGUCACUGAGAAAGUCACCCAGGUGAUGUCUCUGGGUGCUGAUGUGUUACCCGAGUAUAAACUGCAGACUCCCAGGAUCCAGAAGUGGACCAUCCUCCACUACAGUCCUUUCAAAGCUGUGUGGGACUGGGUCAUUUUGCUUUUGGUCAUUUAUACAGCCAUAUUCACUCCUUAUUCGGCUACAUUUCUACUGAGUGACCAGGAGGAAGCAGCCAUGCAGACCUGUGGUUACUCCUGUUCUCCCCUCAAUGUGGUGGAUCUUAUCGUGGACAUCAUGUUCAUUGUUGACAUCAUCAUUAACUUCAGGACCACAUAUGUUAACUCCAAUGAUGAGGUGGUGAGCCAGUCUUCUCGGAUUGCAGUCCACUACUUUAAAGGGUGGUUCCUCAUCGACAUGGUGGCAGCCAUUCCCUUUGACCUCCUCAUCUACCGCUCAGGAGAGGAGACCACCACCCUGAUUGGCCUACUGAAGACAGCCCGGUUACUGCGAUUGGUUCGUGUAGCCAGGAAGUUGGACCGCUACUCAGAGUACGGUGCAGCUGUCCUCUUCCUCCUCAUGUGUACCUUCGCCCUCAUCGCGCACUGGCUGGCCUGCAUCUGGUAUGCCAUAGGGAAUGUUGAGCGGUCAUCCUCGACUGGGAUUGGCUGGUUGGACAAUCUGGGUGAGCAGCUUGGGAGGCCCUACAAUGACUCCAUUGUCGGGUCAGGUCCUUCCAUCAGAGAUAAAUACGUCACCGCUCUGUACUUCACCUUCAGUAGUCUGACCAGCGUAGGCUUCGGGAACGUCUCCCCAAACACCAACUCUGAGAAAAUCUUCUCCAUCUGCGUCAUGCUUAUCGGAGCUCUGAUGUAUGCCAGUAUUUUCGGUAAUGUGUCAGCCAUUAUCCAGCGGCUGUACUCUGGUACGGCACGCUACCAUGCCCAGAUGAUGAGAGUCCGAGAGUUCAUCCGCUUCCACCAGAUCCCCAACCCUUUGAGACAGCGGCUGGAGGAAUACUUCCAACACGCUUGGUCGUACACUAAUGGAAUAGAUAUGAACGCUGUUUUAAAAGGCUUCCCAGAGUGUCUCCAGGCAGAUAUUUGUCUCCACCUCAACAGGUCACUGCUGCAAACCUUUAAGGCUUUUAAAGGAUCUACUAAGGGCUGUCUCAGAGCCCUGGCCAUGAGGUUUAAGACCACCCAUGCUCCUCCUGGUGACACCCUAGUCCACACUGGAGACCUGAUAUCAGCUCUGUACUUCAUCUCUCGAGGAUCCAUAGAGAUCCUCAAAGAAGACGUGGUGAUAGCUAUACUGGGGAAGAAUGAUAUCUUUGGAGAGCCCAUUAAUCUAUUCGUUCUGCCAGGAAAAUCCAGUGCAGAUGUCAGAGCUCUGACUUACUGUGAUCUGCACAAGAUACAAAGAGAGGAUAUGCUGGAGGUUUUGGGUAUGUAUCCUGAAUUUUGUGAAUAUUUCUGGUCCAACCUGGAGAUCACCUUCAAUCUCAGAGACGUAAAGAAUGAAGCUGUAGGUUUUAUGAGUGGAGAAGACUGUGAGGGGUUCAGCAGACCACUCAGGAAACGUAACCUGUCUUCCACUCACACAGGUGACAUCAUCUCAGCAGGGAGGGAGAGAGUCGGACGUACAAGACAACCCAGUAGCUGUGAGCAGCAUGCGGGCAGCAACAGAGAUGAUCAUAACCAUACAAUAUAUGGCCCUGUGUUUUCCAGUGACGAUGAAGGGGAGGACUCAGAGGAGACCCGACCCGCUCAGACCUCCGCCAGUCCUGCUGCUGCCACAAACGCUCCGGGGUGCCCCGACCCUGGUAUGAGAGUGAAGACCUGUAACGCUUUAACAGAUGCGUUCUCAGGGGUGUCCGACAUCUUCACCUUCUGGGGCUCAGAGAGUCGAGAGGAGCAGAGAUACCAGGAGGUGCCCUGCUCUCACAGCCUUCCUUCACCACCUCCUCCUCAGCCCCCCUCCCUGGAGCUCUUUGACCUGCCCUCCUCUUCCCAGUGUCCCUGCAGUACUCCUCUUCCUUCUCCUCCCCCUCCUUUGUCCACCAUCCCUCGGAGGCAGAAGGUGGAGUUCGAGAAGAAGAUGGUGAGACUGCAGAGACAGAUAACCAGGUUAGAGCUUCAUAUGUCAGCAGACAUUGGGACCAUCAUGCAGCUGCUGCAGAGGCAAAUGCCAAUGAUCCCUCCUUCCUACAGCACCCUGACACCAACAUCCAACGCCCUCUCCUCCCCUACCGGCACCCCAACCCAUGCCUCUCCCACCGACGAGUCACCGAUAACCAACCCCCAGCAGCAACUGUCCAAUGAAAACCAAGAUCAACAACUUGAACGAGAAGUGAACUCUCUGGAUUUCGGUUCCUCGGUCUUCCACCCUGCUGCCUCCCCCCCUCUCAUCCAUACCUCUUCAUAUCAGUCACUGUUUUCUUCCCCAAACUUCCCCCAGGACACCUUAACAUCCUCACCCCUUCCUCAAACUUCUAUGCAGUCUUCCUCUGCUGUCCUUCCUCAGACAGGAAGUCAGUGUGUGUCUCAUUCAUUGUCCCGCCCCUCACCUCUCAGCACCCUGAAUCCUCAGUGGCCAGAGAGGCUUGAUCAACCAGCCCUUCCUGUUAGGACACAGGAUCUGAUAUCAGAUUGGGAGGUCCAGUCCUCAAAACGCCCAUCUGUUGACAGACAACACCUGCUUCAGCCAAAAGACAGUCAGUCAGAGCUCCUCCUCCAGGAUGGAAUCAACCAAUCAGAACAGGGCCCGCUGCUCUCAGCUGCUCAGCCCAAUACAGAAGCAGCAUUAAAGCCGCAUGGGAGCCAGCGGCGCCUGUCCAUGUCGGGAUCGUUGGACAGCAGCUAGCUGACUCACACUGACUACAGUUCAAACCCAGGAAGUUAAGUGAUGAAGAGGUUUGGCAUGUCACCACACGCAGAGUCAGCUAAACGUUGUGAACAUGCGCCUGUAAGAUGAUGUAUAUGAUGUACAGUAGAUCACAAUGAAUGAACAAGUUGGUUAAUGGAUCCAACCAACAUGCCCUUUGUUUAGGCUCUCGUCUCUGCAGAGUUAGUUUGAGAUAUUCCUCCUUUUAGCUGUGUUUGUUCUGGUAAAACGUUCAUCAUUGAAUAUUUUCUAUUGAUGCCCCACUGAGGUUUGUUUUUUGUGAAUAUGACAUUUUAACCACAGUGUAAAAAGCCAUUUAUUUCCAUUUUUCUCUGACUGACAUUAUUCUUCAAAGCUGGCUGCUAUUCCUAGACCAGGAGCCUUGCUCUCUUUCUCAGGAAGGUUCUGCCCACACAUUCACAGCUGAGGCUGCCUGGUACAACCACAGUCUGACCUGUUGGUCACCGAGUAGCUCCACUGGAGCACCUGGGGUUAAAGUUUAAAGGUUAUACUUUCCCACUUGGAUUGCUCCUGCCCUUGCUGGGAAUCAGACCAAGGACCUUACGGUCAGAGGCCUGCUUCUCUAUCUUUUUCACUUUCUAGAAGAGUUGUAUUUCAUACUAACAGGAUAACAACAACUCUUAUUUAGUAAGAUAGUAUGCAGGAACUGCAAGAUAGAGACUUUGCAUUUGUGGCCAACCCUGACUCCUUCAAAGCUACAUUCCCAUACUGUAUUCUUAUUAUGUUUUAAU
Cyclopterus lumpus (lumpfish) is the source of this 3731-nucleotide messenger RNA. Its product is annotated as potassium voltage-gated channel subfamily H member 2-like. NCBI's taxonomy places the organism in Eukaryota, Metazoa, Chordata, Actinopteri, Perciformes, Cyclopteridae. The transcript is spliced from 18 exons. Gene Ontology annotation, molecular function: inward rectifier potassium channel activity. Gene Ontology annotation, cellular component: membrane. The record is from RefSeq and is a predicted model, not a curated record. The coding region runs from base 19 to 2958 and encodes 979 amino acids. Gene Ontology annotation, biological process: regulation of heart rate by cardiac conduction; potassium ion transmembrane transport; membrane repolarization during action potential.